AUUGUACUGUAUUAUGAAGGCAUCACUCUGCAGAAUGUGAACAAACUGAACCUCCUGAGGCUCGCCCCUGGUGGUCACGUUGGACGCUUCUGCAUCUGGACUGAGAGUGCUUUCCGCAAGCUGGAUGAGCUGUACGGCACCUGGCGUAAACCUGCUUCCCUGAAGGUCGGCUACAACCUGCCCAUGCACAAGAUGACCAACACAGACCUGAGCAGGAUUCUGAAGAGUGAGGAGAUCCAGAAAGCUCUUCGUACGCCUAACAAGAAGAUCAACCGCAGAGUACUGAAGAAGAAUCCUCUGAAGAACUUGAGGAUAAUGCUCAAAUUGAACCCUUAUGCCAAGACAGCAAGACGUCAUGCCAUCCUCAAGCAUGACCCUGUGAUCAAGGCCAAGAUGCUGAAACCCAAGAAGAAGCCUGGAAAAGGAGCACCUGCCAAACCCAAGGCAUAAAUCUAUACUUAACAGACUGGUGAUCAGUGAUAAAUAAAUCAGUUGUUUCAAA
Messenger RNA from Siniperca chuatsi (mandarin fish), 502 nucleotides. Its product is annotated as 60S ribosomal protein L4-like. Lineage: Eukaryota; Metazoa; Chordata; Actinopteri; Centrarchiformes; Sinipercidae. Gene Ontology annotation, molecular function: RNA binding; structural constituent of ribosome. The record is from RefSeq and is a predicted model, not a curated record. Gene Ontology annotation, biological process: translation. Gene Ontology annotation, cellular component: cytosolic large ribosomal subunit; ribosome.